Messenger RNA from Guyanagaster necrorhizus, 455 nucleotides. RefSeq lists its product as uncharacterized. NCBI's taxonomy places the organism in Eukaryota, Fungi, Basidiomycota, Agaricomycetes, Agaricales, Physalacriaceae. The coding region runs from base 124 to 393 and encodes 89 amino acids. The record is from RefSeq and is a predicted model, not a curated record. The transcript has a single exon.
UCGUAUGUCACCCCGAAGGGGACAAUAUAAAUAUACAGUUCAGCGUGGCAGUGUUAACAGUUUUGUAUUUGUGUCAGCUCACUGGAGGGCCUAUCCAUAUCGGUAAUAUGCUCAGCAGCUAAAAUGUCAGCAGCGACGCCUACGGUUCUACCUCGGGAUCCCAGAUUCCCGCACCUGCUGCCUUCAGUACCUAGGAUUCGACCUAUGCCGCUGCGUACCGUUGGCUAUGAAUAUCGUGACCUCCAGCACGAGCUCGAGGAAUUGGUGCGCACCUAUUCUGGCUGCGUGCGUGCUUCUGACUCUGUGGUAGGACAACAACAUUUGGGUCAAGACGCAGCAAGAGGAGAAACGAGAGGUGCGUACGCUUUCCGUCGUCGUCGGUUCGUCUUGUGAAUGAAAAUCGCAGCUUGAUGAGGCAGGUGAUGGUGAACAGGACUCUAUACAUUCUGAUGGGC